This is a messenger RNA of Scleropages formosus (Asian bonytongue), 4120 nucleotides long. It is a transcript of the gene gne, whose product is annotated as glucosamine (UDP-N-acetyl)-2-epimerase/N-acetylmannosamine kinase. The transcript is spliced from 13 exons. Gene Ontology annotation, molecular function: UDP-N-acetylglucosamine 2-epimerase activity; N-acylmannosamine kinase activity; hydrolase activity, hydrolyzing O-glycosyl compounds. NCBI's taxonomy places the organism in Eukaryota, Metazoa, Chordata, Actinopteri, Osteoglossiformes, Osteoglossidae. The record is from RefSeq and is a predicted model, not a curated record. Bases 151 to 2526 code for a protein of 791 amino acids. Gene Ontology annotation, biological process: UDP-N-acetylglucosamine metabolic process.
UGCGCAGUAGGCGGUGGGAGUUGCUGUGGCUCCUUUAUUACGCUGCGUUCCGGUUGUCCUCGGAACUUUUAUGCGUUUCGCGUACGUCGUGUUGUGCUUCUUUACUGUGCUCCUGCACUCUUUUUGCCGCCAGGCCCUCGGAAGCGCUUCAUGGUGCCGUGUCGUUGUGUGAGAACGUCGGAAUCCGGAAAUUUAGUCCGAGCUGCUGCAUUGCAGUUGUCUCCCAGCCCGCCGGGUAUCAGUGACGUACAUCUACAUGAGCUGGAGAUCUUGGGCGAAGUGAGUCUGGAAAAGGAGCGGUACUACCUAAGCAUGCAGCGCACCUGGGAGAGAGCUGAGAAGCCAGAGGGCACCAAGGAGAAGGGCAGGAGGCGGCGGCUCCGUGUCUGUGUGGCCACCUGCAACCGUGCGGACUACUCCAAACUGGCUCCCAUCAUGUUCGGCAUCAAGGCACAGCCCGAGAACUUCGAGCUGGAGGUGAUGGUGCUGGGCUCGCACCUCAUCGAUGACUAUGGGAACACAUUCCGCAUGAUCGAGCAGGACGACUUUGACAUCGGCUCCAAGCUGCACACGAUCGUGCGCGGGGAGGACGAGGCGGCUAUGGUGGAGUCGGUGGGCCUGGCACUGGUCAAGCUGCCCGACGUGCUGCAGCGCCUUCAGCCGGACGUGCUGGUGGUGCACGGCGACCGUUUUGAUGCACUGGCUCUGGCCACAGCUGCCGCGCUCAUGAACGUGCGUAUCCUACACUUGGAGGGCGGCGAGGUGAGCGGCACCAUCGAUGACUCAAUCCGCCAUGCCAUUUCCAAGCUGGCACAUUACCACGCCUGCUGCACCCGCAGUGCAGAGCAGCACCUCAUCGCCAUGUGCGAGGACCACUCUCGCAUCCUGCUCACCGGCUGUCCCUCAUAUGACAAGCUGCUGUCUGCCCAUCGCCGCGAUGACUACAUGGACAUCAUUCACAGCUGGCUGGGGGAUGACGUCAAAGAGCAGGACUACAUCGUUGCCCUGCAGCACCCCGUCACCACUGACAUCAAGAACUCAAUCAAGAUCUACGAACUCAUGCUGGAUGCCCUCAUCUCCUUCAACAAGAGGACCCUCAUCCUGUUCCCCAACAUUGAUGCAGGCAGCAAGGAGAUGGUGCGCGUGAUGCGGAAGAAAGGCAUCGAGCGGCACCCUAACUUCCGGGCAGUGAAGCAUGUGCCCUUUGAGCAGUUCAUCCAGUUGGUGUCCCACGCUGGCUGCAUGAUCGGCAACAGCAGCUGCGGCGUGCGCGAGGCCGGCGCCUUUGGGACACCUGUCAUCAACCUGGGCACCCGGCAGACGGGCAGGGAGACGGGAGAGAAUGUCCUGCAUGUACGGGAUGCGGACACCCAGAACAAGAUCUACCACGCCCUGGAGCUGCAGUUUGGGAAGCGCUACCCAUGCUCCAAGAUCUACGGUGAUGGCAAUGCAGUGCCGCGCAUCCUGAAGUUCCUGCAGUCCAUCGACCUGGACGAGCCGCUACAGAAGACCUUCCGCUUCCCCACGGUGAAGGAAUGCAUCUCGCAGGACAUCGACCACAUCCUGGAGACCCAGAGCGCGUUGGCUGUGGAUCUAGGUGGCACCAACUUGCGAGUGGCCAUUGUCAGCAUGAAGGGGAAGAUUGUGAAGAAAUACAGCCAGCCAAACCCCAAAACCUACGAGGACAGAAUUGCUCUGAUCUUGAAGAUGUGCAGCGAUGCAGCAUGUGACGCUGCAGUGAACCUCAACUGCCGCAUCCUGGGAGUGGGCAUCUCCACCGGGGGCCGCGUGAACCCCCACAAGGGUGUGAUCCUACACUCCACUAAGCUGAUCCAGGAGUGGAGCUCAGUGGACAUCCGCACACCUGUGUCAGACACGCUGCACCUGCCCGUGUGGGUGGAUAAUGAUGGGAACUGCGCCGCACUCGCAGAGAGGAAGUUCGGCCAUGGGAGGGGAGUGGAGAACUUUGUGACUGUCAUCACCGGCACAGGCAUUGGUGGUGGCAUCGUGCAACACGGUGAGCUCGUCCACGGCAGCACGUUCUGCGCAGCCGAGCUGGGCCAUAUCAUGGUGUCGUUGGAAGGACCCGAGUGCUCAUGCGGCAGCCGUGGCUGCAUCGAGGCCUACGCGUCCGGUGCUGCCCUGCAGCGUGAGGCCAAGAGGCUGCAUGACGAGGACCUUCUCUUGGUGGAGGGGAUGUCCUUGAAGAAGGAUGAGCAGGUCACUGCUGCCCACCUCAUCAGUGCUGCCCACCUGGGGAACUCAAAGGCUGAGGCCAUGCUCCAGACAGCGGGCGCAGCACUGGGAAUGGGCAUUGUCAACAUCCUGCACACGGUGAACCCCGGCCUCGUGGUCCUCUCCGGCAUCCUGGCUUCCUUCUACCAGAACCCCGUGCAGCAGGCGAUCCGGCAGCGCGCCCUCAGCUCGGCUCAAGGCAUCCAUGUGGUGAUCUCUGAACUGGAAGAGCCCGCCCUGCUGGGCGCUGCCAGCAUGGUCCUUGACUAUACCACCAGGAGGACCUACUAGUGCUGCUUACCCAGGGCAAGGCUGAAGCAUACUGGGACAGUUCAUGUAAGUUUGGGACGCUGUGUGGACAAAGUGCCAUUUACGAGACCACUCGAACCCAUGGACAUUCCCCCUUAAAGAUAGCAAAUGAAGUAUGGGAUUUCACAUGUUGGUGCUACGUGUCUUAAUGUGAAAGAACACUCGUUUUGUUGUUGGUACCGAAGAGUUUCCUGGGGAGUCCAGCAUGUCCGUGUCCUUCACAUGCAACACAAAGCGUUCGUUCAGUUUAUCCAGACAUUUUAAUUGUGGGCCCAGAUACGGAUGACCUGUAUCUCGAUGUCCCGUCACCCCCGUGUAUUGCUCUGUUAGGAGGAGCAGCUGACGUGUGGCCAAACGGGACUCGCAGAGCCGAGACUCUCGGCCACGAAGCUUUACCGUUCAGGGUUGGUGUGACCAUCAUGGAAACUUCAGCAAGUGUGUCACCGAUAAGCCUUUAUGUUGUUGAACUGCUUGUGUGACAUGUGACCUAUUGUUUGAAUGUGUUUGACCAAAACUGUUUUGGGAAUCAAUCCAGUCUGUCCACUUUUAUAAAUAUUUUAGUAACUGAGGCCAUCAUCUCGACAGAAUAAGAAACAUUUAAACAGUGUUUUUUUUUAUUUGUCUGAAAAUAUUAUUUUCUAAUGGUCUUCCGUAUGUGAAAAAUGUUUUUGUUUUAUUCCAUGCCUGGAGACAACGGAACUAGCUGUACUGUAUUUAUUCAUUCAUUUAUUUAUUCCAAAAUUCCCAGCGGUAGACAUCUGCCUUGAGCUGCUGACGACAGUGGACACAUGAGGCACAGAGCGGCUCUGACCGAAAGCGCUCCCUCAGCGCUCGACAUGAAAGUGCACGCCGCUCCCAGUUUUCCUCAUGAGCACCCAAGUAAGCUGUUGGUUCAAGAGGGACUGGCAGCGCAGAGCUAGUAGGCGCAUUGUACGCAGCCUUCUCAAGGUCACUCAGCCGCAGAGGUUGUGUCAGCGAUGAAAUAGGAUGAGGGAUGUAAGACUGCUGAUGGUUAACAUUUCCUGACGUUGCUGUGCCUGAAGCACAGCACUUUGUGCUCUGCAAUGGCGUCAGAGCCCAUAACAGCUGAGGACAGGGCAUUCUCCUCCCUCUUCUGGAAAGAGGCUCCUAAGCUGGAUGCUUUGACUUGGACUACAGAGGCACUGAUGCCUGUAAUUCUUCUUGAGCUGCUACUUUUUGCACAAACAUCCAUUAGCUCCUGAAGGGCCACGCCUGUAUUCCAGGGGCAGGACAACGAGCCCUUGUAGCGGUGGCUGUCAGAUGGAUUGUGCCAAUUUCACGCUUUCAUAGUAGUCUUCUGGUUUUUUUAAAAAAAAAAAAAGGUUAAAUCAUUGCUAAGUUCAACCCUAUUACUGGAGAAAUAGUUUUUUUUUUUUUUUUUCCUUCGCCCCCCACCAGUUUCGUAUGAAUUGUGAAAGAGUAUCUGAUUCAGUGAAUAUUAAUUUUAGUUUUGUGCUCUUGGGAAAUUUUCUCCUUUCACUGCAGCAGUGCCAGGGAUGAUUUCCACACAAAUCUAGUGCAGAUUACAACUUUAACAAAGAGUUUAACAGGAAAA